Molecule: messenger RNA, 4772 nt
Organism: Salvia splendens (bonfire salvia)
Lineage: Eukaryota; Viridiplantae; Streptophyta; Magnoliopsida; Lamiales; Lamiaceae
Exons: 4
Coding region: 261-4601 (1446 amino acids)
Molecular function (GO): UDP-glucosyltransferase activity
Source: RefSeq, a predicted model, not a curated record
AAAUAAUCUCUAAAUAAAGAUCAUGUCAACUUCAAAUGUUAGUGUUGUAAAUAGGAGUCUUGAGGGAGUUUGCGAAUGUUUAGGCUUUCUUGAUUGAGUAAAGUCCUAAGUGGAUACUAACUGAACUGAUUUUGGCAACUCUAUUGACAGCAAAGCCAUGACGUUUGCCUGUGAAUUCUGACUAUAUCAUUGCAUACACAUAUUGUCACUUGACAUUCCACCAAAUCUGUUCUCUCUCUUGUUCUUCCAGCAAAGAAAACAUGUCUGCAGAUGCCAAAGCAACCCUGGUGUUCAUUCCAUUCCCUUUAAUGAGCCACUUGGUGUCAGCAAUAGACACCGCCAAGCUCAUCGCCGAUAGAGACGACAGCCUCUCCAUCACCAUCCUAAUUAUGAAGCUUUCCCUGGACCCCAAGAUCAGUUCCUACACUAACAAAUCACCCCACCCUCGGAUAAAAUUCCUACACCUGCAAGAAAACAAGUCCAUCACACCAGGGUCGAUGGGAGAUAAGAAUUGGGUGCUUCCGUUCGUGGAGCGCCAUAAGAGUCUGGCCAGAGAUGUUGUGCUAGAGAUGAUGGAGAACCAGAAAGGAAGACUUGCUGGAUUCAUGCUCGACAUGUGCUGCACUCCCAUGAUUGAUGUGGCUAAUGAGCUCGGUUUCCCGGCUUACAUCUUCUUCCCCAGUGGAUCAGCUACUCUUGGGCUUCUGUUCCAUCUCCAGAGCUUGACAGACGAUCAUGGAAAAAACAUGGAAGAGUACAAGGAUUCAGACAUGAAGAUCUCAAUCCCGACUUAUGUUAAUCCAGUACCUGUAAAAGUGUGGCCUGUUGAAGUAAUUGACAACGAAACUGGUAUACUAGAUUAUGCCAGAAGGUACAGAGAGACCAGAGGGAUCAUCGUUAACACCUUUCUUGAAUUCGAGCCCCACGCAAUUAACUCCCUCUCUGCUGAUGCCAGAAUCCCACCAGUUUAUCCAGUAGGGCCGGUGCUUCAAGGAGGAGGUGAAGAAACUGGUGAAAACAAGAGGAAGAGUGAGGAGAUCAUCGCGUGGCUGGACAAACAACCCCAUUCAUCAGUUGUCUUUCUAUGCUUUGGCACCCGUGGAAGUUUCGAGGGCGAUCAGGUGAAUGAAAUUGCUACUGCGCUGGAGAAGAGUGGAGUCCGGUUUCUGUGGUCUCUGAGAAAGCCGCCUCCUAAAGAAUCAGUUGAGUUUCCAGGGGAAUAUGAGAACCCUGAGAAAGUAUUGCCCAAAGGGUUCCUCAGAAAUACUACUGGAAUUGGGAAGGUGAUCGGGUGGGCACCCCAGAUGGCUGUGCUAUCUCACCCUGCUGUGGGAGGAUUUGUGUCGCAUUGUGGGUGGAACUCGACUCUGGAAAGUGUGUUUUGUGGAGUGCCUGUGGCAGCAUGGCCGCUGUCUGGAGAGCAGCAGGCCAAUGCGUUCCAGCUAGUCAAAGAGUAUGAAAUGGCGGUUGAGAUCAAGAUUGACUACAGGAAGGAUAGUGAUGAGAUUGUGGCUGCAGGAACGAUAGAGAGUGCAAUUAGGCAGCUGAUGGACCUGAACAACAAGAUCCGACUUAAGGUGAAAGAGCUGCACGACCAGAGUAUAGCGGCCCUUGAAGAAGGAGGCUCGUCCUAUAACUUCUUAGGUCGUCUAAUCGAAAAUGUCAUGGAUGAUAAUCACUACAAAGAAAUGAUGUCUGCAGAUGCCCAAAAAACCCUGGUGUUCAUUCCAUUCCCUAUAAUGAGCCACCUGGUGUCAGCAGUAGACACCGCCAAGCUCCUUGCCGAUCGAGACGACCGUCUCUACAUUACCAUCCUAAUUAUGAAGCGGACCGUGGACACCAAGAUCAGUUCCUACACUACCAAAUCACACCACCCUCAGAUUAACUUCCUACACCUGCAAGAAAACAAGUCCAUAGCAUCAGGGUCGAUGGAAGACAAGAACUGGGCGUUUCUGUUCGCGGAGAGCCAUAAGGGUCUGGCCAGAGAUGUUGUGGUGGAGAUGAUGGAGAGCCAGAAAGGGACACUUGCUGGUUUUGUGCUCGACAUGUUCUGCACUCCCAUGAUUGAUGUGGCGAAUGAGCUCGGCGCCCCGGCUUACAUCUUUUUCCCCAGUGGAUCAGCUACUCUUGGGCUUAUGUUUCAUCUCCAGAGCUUGAGAGAUGAUCAUGGCAAAAACAUGAAAGAGUAUGAGGAUUCAGAUGAGAAGAUCUCUAUCCCAACUUAUGUUAAUCCAGUACCUGCAAAAGUAUGGCCAAUUAAAGUAUUCGACAAUGAAACUGGUUUUCUAGAAUGUGCCAGAAGGUACAGAGAGACCAGAGGGAUCAUAGUAAACACUUUUCUUGAAUUCGAGCACCACGCAAUUAGCUCGCUAUCUGCUGAAGCUAGAGUCCCACCAGUUUAUCCAGUAGGGCCAAUGAUUCAAGGGCGAGGUGAAGAAAAUGAGGAGAACAAGCGGAAGCGUGAGGAGAUCAUUGCCUGGCUGGACAAACAACCCCACUCAUCAGUUGUGUUUCUCUGCUUUGGAACCCGAGGAAGUUUCGAGGGCGGUCAGGUAAAGGAAAUUGCUGCUGCACUGGAGAAGAGUGGAGUCCGGUUUCUGUGGUCGUUGAGAAAGCCGCCACCUAAAGAAUCAGUUGAGUUUCCAGGGGAGUAUGAGGACCCUGAACAAGCAUUGCCUGAAGGGUUCCUCAGAAAUACUACUGGAAUCGGGAAGGUGAUCGGGUGGGCACCCCAGAUGGCUGUGCUGUCUCACCCUGCUGUGGGAGGAUUUGUGUCACACUGCGGGUGGAACUCGACUCUGGAAAGUGUGUGGUGUGGAGUGCCUAUGGCAGCAUGGCCGCUGUUUGCAGAGCAGCAGGUCAAUGCAUUCCAGCUUGUCAAAGAUUUUGAAAUGGCCAUUGAGAUCAAGAUUGACUACAGGAAGAAAGAUGGUGGUGUUGUGGCUGCAGGGACGAUAGAGAGUGCAAUCAGGCAGCUGAUGGACCCGGAGAACAAGAUUCGACUCAAGGUGAAAGAGAGUGGACUCCAGUUUCUGUGGUCGUUGAGAAAGCCGCCUCCUAAAGAAACAUUGGAGUUUCAGGGGGUAUAUGAGAACCCUGAACCAGAGUUGCCUGACGGGUUCCUCCAACGUACCGUGGGAACUGGGAAGUCCACCAAAUUUUUUGUCAGCCAAGAAAAGAUGUCUGCAGAUGCCAAAGCAACCUUGGUGUUCAUUCCAUUCCCUAUAAUGAGCCACCUGGUGUCAGCAGUAGACACUGCCAAGCUCCUCGCCGACCGAGACGACCGCCUCUCCAUUACCAUCCUUGUUAUGAAGCUUCCCGUGGACACCAAGAUCAGUUCAUACACUAACAAUUCGCCCCACCCUCGGAUUAACUUCCUACACCUGCAAGAAAACAAGUCCAUCACAUCAGGGAUGAUCGGAGCCAAGAACCGGACGCUUCUGUUCCUGGAGAGCCAGAAAGGUCUAGCCAGAGAUGCAGUGGCGGAGAUGAUGGAGAGCCAGAAAGGUAGACUUGCUGGUUUCGUGCUAGACAUGUUCUGCACUCCCAUGAUUGAUGUGGCUAAUGAACUCGGCGCCCCAGCUUACAUCUUCUUCACCAGUGGAUCAGCUUUUCUUGGGCUUAUGUUGCACCUCCAGAGCUUGAGCGACGAUCAUGCCAAAAACUUGAAAGAGUACGAGGAUUCAGAUGUUGAGAUCUCUAUCCCAACUUUUGUUAAUCCAGUACCUGCAAAAGUGUGGCCCGUGAAAGUAUUCGACAAGGAGAUUGUUUUUCUAGAUUUUGCCAGAGGGUACAGAGAGAGCAGAGGGAUCAUCGUGAACACCUUUCUUGAAUUCGAGCACCACGCAAUUAGCUCGCUCUCUGCUGAUGACAGAAUCCCACCAGUUUAUCCAGUAGGGCCGAUGAUUCAAGGGGGAGGUGAAGAAAAUGAGGAGAACAAGCGGAAGCGUGAGGAGAUCAUUGCCUGGCUGGACAAACAACCCCACUCAUCAGUUGUGUUUCUCUGCUUUGGAACCCGAGGAAGUUUCGAGGGCGAUCAGGUAAAGGAAAUUGCUACUGCACUGGAGAAGAGUGGAGUCCGGUUUCUGUGGUCGUUGAGAAAGCCGCCACCUAAAGAAUCAGUUGAGUUUCCAGGGGAGUAUGAGGACCCUGAACAAGCAUUGCCUGAAGGGUUCCUCAGAAAUACUACUGGAAUCGGGAAGGUGAUCGGGUGGGCACCCCAAAUGGCUGUGCUGUCUCACCCUGCUGUGGGAGGAUUUGUGUCACACUGCGGGUGGAACUCGACUCUGGAAAGUGUGUGGUGUGGAGUGCCUAUGGCAGCAUGGCCGCUAUUUGCAGAGCAGCAGGUCAAUGCAUUCCAGCUAGUCAAAGAGUAUGAAAUGGCGGUUGAGAUCAAGAUUGACUACAGGAAGGAAAGUGGUGUGAUUGUGGCUGCAGGAACGAUAGAGAGUGCAAUUAGGCAGCUGAUGGACCCGGAGAAUAAGAUCCGACUUAAGGUGAAAGAGCUGCACGACAAGUGUAGACUGGCCCUUGAAGAAGGAGGCUCGUCCUAUAACUUCUUAGGUCAUCUGAUAGAAAAUGUCAUGGAUAAUACUCAUUGAGUCUAGCCUGUCUGGUGAAGUGAAUGUACUAGAUUGAGAGUUCCCAGUAAUAGCAUUUGCAAGAAGCUAAAACAGUAUUUCCUGAAUCUCAGUCUUGUUUCUCUACACUUGUGUUAUAGGUUCUCAUUGUAUUAUAUUCAUAUGAUUUGAAUGCAUUUUGAUUUUGGCGAA